Rubroshorea leprosula is the source of this 815-nucleotide messenger RNA. Lineage: Eukaryota; Viridiplantae; Streptophyta; Magnoliopsida; Malvales; Dipterocarpaceae. The record is from the annotation of a GenBank genome assembly.
AUUUCGUUGCAGACUCCUUCCUACGGAAGAAAUCAGGUUCGGAAGUUCGUAAUCUGAUCUGAAUCGAGAUAUUUUGAUAUCGGAAAUUUGGAAGGAAUUUUUGCAAUGGAAAUGGAGAGAUCAGUGAGUUACGAGAGCGAUUUGAAUUUCAAGGCAACUGAGUUGAGGUUAGGGUUGCCGGGUAGUGAUGAGACUGAGAAGCAAUCGACUCCUUGUGUUAGGGGCCACAAGAGAGCUUCAUCGGAGAUUUCCGAGGAGUCUAAGGGCAGUUCAAAAGUCACAGACACUGCUCCACCUCCUGCAAAGGCACAUAUUGUUGGAUGGCCGCCGGUCAGAUCUUACAGGAAAAAUUGUUUUCAGAAAAACGAAGGUGAAGGAGUUGGGAAGUUUGUGAAAGUAAGCAUGGAUGGAGCUCCUUAUCUCAGGAAGAUAGAUCUUGGGGUUUACAGAAGCUACUCAGAGCUCCUCAAGGCGUUGGAAAACAUGUUCAAGCUCACCAUUGGUGCCUACUCAGAGAGGGAAGGGUAUCAUGGAUCUGAAUAUGCUCCUACAUAUGAAGACAAAGAUGGUGACUGGAUGCUUGUUGGAGAUGUUCCGUGGGAAAUGUUCAUAUCUUCCUGCAAGAAGUUGAGAAUCAUGAAGGGUUCAGAAGCUAGAGGCUUGGGCUGCAGUGCAUGAAAUCCUAAAGGACCGAAAUGUUUUACCAAGAUGCAGCAAGAGAGGCAAUUUUGUUGGAUUUUUAAAGCUUAUUUUGGUCCCUGAGUCUUUGAAUGUCCGAGUUUCUCUUAAUUUUCUAAUACAGUAUGUGGUACAGA